GUGCCCGGCCGGGGCAGCUUCUUCCCGGGGCUUGCUGGCAGCGGCCCCCUCCCGGGAGCUAAGCGCAUUCCGGCGGCUCGGCGCUCCGGGCAGCCCCAUGGCGCCCCCGGGCUGGUGAGGGGCCGGCGGCUCCGGCUCCCCCGGCCGAGGAGAUGGCCCUGGAGCGGGCUCUGCUCGCCGCUCGCCAGGGGGACGUGGACACCCUGAAGUCCCUGCAGGCGGCGGGGCUGCUGCGGCCGGGGCUCCGGGACCCGCUGGGCGCCUCGCCCGCUCACCACGCCGCCCGGGCCGGCAAGCUCAACUGCCUGCGCUACCUGGUGGAGGAGGCGGCGCUGCGGGGCAAUAGCCGGGCCCGCAACGGGGCCACCCCGGGCCACGACGCGGCGGCCACCGGCAACCUGGCCUGUCUCCAGUGGCUGCUGACCCAGGGAGGCUGCUGCGUUCAGGACACAGACAAUUCCGGUGCCACUAUCCUGCAUCUCGCAGCCCGCUUUGGUCACCACGAAGUAAUAGACUGGCUACUGCGAUUUGGAGCCAGCGACCCGAUGAUAGCCACGGACACAGGAGCGUUACCUGUUCACUAUGCUGCAGCCAAAGGAGAUUUCCCUUCAUUGCGACUUCUCUUAGGGCACUGUCCAAACAGUGUUAGUGCCCAGACCAAGAAUGGUGCCACUCCCCUCUACCUAGCCUGCCAGGAAGGCCACCUGGAAAUCAUACAGUACUUGGUGAAGGACUGCGGAGCAGAUCCCCACGUGCGCGCCAAUGACGGUAUGACCCCGCUCCACGCGGCUGCUCAGAUGGGCCACAACACCGUCAUCGUCUGGCUGAUGAGCUUCACCAGCAUCAGCCUGUCGGAGCAGGAUGACGACGGCGCGACGGCCAUGCAUUUUGCUGCCAGCCGCGGCCACGCCAAAGUGCUGAGCUGGCUGCUCCUGCACGGGGGAGAGAUCACCACCGACCAGUGGGGGGGGACGCCGCUGCACGACGCCGCUGAGAACGGAGAGCUGGAGUGCUGUCAGAUCCUCGUGGUGAAUGGUGUCAACUUGGGGCUCCGUGACCAGGAUGGCUACACGGCCGCUGACCUCGCUGAUUACAACGGGCAUAGCCACUGCGCCAAGUACCUCCGCACCGUCGAGAACAUGAGCGUGGAGCACAGAGUCCUGUCCCGAGACCCCUCGGCCGACCUGGAGUUCAAGCAGCCCGAUUCCGGCAUGUCUUCCCCCAACACGACCAUGUCUGCGCAGCAGACGCACUUCGACCUCGGGUCGCCAACCAGCACCCUCUCCAACUACGAUUCCUGCAACUCCAGCCAAUCAAGUACUGGGGAGAAGAGGACCAGCCAGCCCGGGGGCGAAGGCUCAAGGGGACCCGAGACGACAAUCACGGACAUGCAGACGUACAUGGACAUGCUCAACCCCGAGAUCCGGCCGAGCGAUGGCAAAAGGGAGGGCGAGGCGCCCCUGCCACCUCCCCCUAGCUUCCCCCCUCCUCCUCCUCCACCCCCCAACCCCAAGCUUCCCCCGCCUCCUCCCGGCUACCCAGCGCCAGAGCCCCCCGAGGCCCAGCACACGGCAGAGAUGUAUGUGCAAGCGAAAAACAACCUGCGCCACGUGGAGAGCGAGGUGCUGAAAAAAGAGUUAUCGUCACACGACAGCAGCCUGGAAGGCCUCCGGCGGGUCGACUCCAGCAGGAAAUCUAGGAACUUCAGCAAGCAGCCCAGCACCGGGGAUUACUACAAACACCUCGACAACAGUGCGGGGGAGCAGCCUGGCAACUGGAAGAUGGCACACAGCAAGGAGGCGUCUCUUCUUUCCAACGACAACGUGCACAAUGGGAGUGCGGCUGAGAACAAGCCCUCUGGGGAGAUGACGCCCCCGCCCCCUCCCCCUCCGCUUCCUGAGAACAUCUGUCCUCCACCCCCGCCCCCUCCACUGCCAACGGAGACUCAGGUGCCCUCUUUCAGCCAGCGCCGCUCGUCCUCUUCCACUGGAAAUGGGCCACCCCCGUGUCACCUGGACUCAGCUGGGCCCUGCGGUCCAUCAGCAGGCAGAAUGCAGCAGCUCUGUGCUCUGGGACCUACGCCUGCCGCCUCUCACUUUCAGGGUUGCAAGUCGUUCAAUAUGAUGUCCCCAACCGGUGACAACUCCGAGCUGCUGGCAGAGAUCAAGGCUGGGAAGAGCCUCAAGCCGACUCCACAGACCAAAGGCCUCACCACUGUCUUCUCAGGCAGCGGCCAGGCGGGGGCCAAUCUAGAGACUGCAGCUUCCUCCCCGCCCCCCGCGAGGACGCUGACCCCACCAACCACGCCCGAUGCAGCCUCCGUCCCCAGGGCCGCCAGCUCCCCUGAGCCGGUCGUCAACGGCAACUCGCCGCUCAUGGCCUCGGUGCAGCCCAGCCAGCUGGACAUCGAGGCCCUGAUCCCCACCCACGACGAGCAGGGGCGGCCCAUCCCCGAGUGGAAGAGGCAGGUGAUGGUGCGGAAGCUGCAGAUGAAGAUUCAGGAAGAGGAAGAGCAAAAGCGCAAGGAGAAGGAAGAAGAAGCUCGCUUGGCCACCAUGCCAGCCUGGAGGCGAGAGAUCCUGCGGAAGAAGAUGGAAGAGGAAAGAGAGCAAAAACGAAAAGAGCAAGAAAAAUUGAAGCGAGAAGAGGAGGCGAAGGAGAAAGCGCAGUCAGAAAAGCUAAGGACUCUUGGGUACGAUGAAACAAAACUAGCCCCCUGGCAAAGGCAAAUUAUCCUCAAGAAAGGGGAUAUAGCAAAGCAUUAGGCGCUCAAUAGUCCCUCUCUCCUCUUGGGAAUUUAAGAACUUUCUUCCUUAACGUGAGCUGUUCAGUAGGUCAAGGAGGGGCCAGCUGCUCUUUCCCACUGCAGACACUACCAGCUGAAAAGUCAUUUACUACUUAAUGGCCUAGCUAGUGUCCAUCCCUCUAAUGAAAUAAAUGCAACAAGGGUAACCACUAACAUCACAGAGAACGCUGUCCCUGUCUAGCAACGCCCUGGUGGGCCGCAUCCAUAAACAACUUAGCUUGAAAGAGUUUUAGGGCAUGGGAAAGGUUUUCAAAAGUGGAACUCACAAGUGAAACUAAGUCAGUGAGUAGCUGGGUAUGGGAUCAAAAGAAACUCCUCCGUGACUGUAAAUAUGGUCGACUCUGUAGACGGUUCUGUUCCACAUAAAACCUUCCCUCCACCUUAAUACUGAACAGCAUUCCUUUAAGUGUCUCCUUGCCCAGCCUUUCCACUCCCUGUCAGUCAUUUGUUUACCAUAAACUAUACUUUUACCAGGAAUAGUGGAGAUCCUACAAGGCUAUGCAGACAAGCUGAAUGUGGGUUUAUGAAUGUUGUGUAUAUAGAGAGUCAGUUGCUACUAGUAUCUGUUCCGUUGGUGCCCUGUAGAUGCUGGCAUAUAGACCAUGCUUGGGUAUCAUUUUCAUUUUGCAAAAUGGACAUUUUAAAAGAAAAUUUAUGGUUAAAAACAGUUCUGUGCCCCUGUCGGGCUGAUGCGAGCCGUUUCUUCAGCUGCCAUAUUACGUCUAGCCCCUGCUCCUGCAUUGGCACCAUUGCCAUUAGAGCAGGGGGGGAUUGUUCUGUUUUCUAUACGUCUUUGUCACGUGUUUCCUGGAGCUUCUAGAGGGAGAUUUUCAGCUUGUUUCUGACCUAGAACUUCUAUGUCUUCACCAAUAAAACACUAACCACC
Molecule: messenger RNA, 3692 nt
Organism: Malaclemys terrapin pileata
Lineage: Eukaryota; Metazoa; Chordata; Testudines; Emydidae
Gene: ESPN
Product: espin
Exons: 15
Coding region: 153-2765 (870 amino acids)
Biological process (GO): actin filament bundle assembly
Cellular component (GO): cytoplasm
Molecular function (GO): actin filament binding
Source: RefSeq, a predicted model, not a curated record